Molecule: messenger RNA, 1362 nt
Organism: Diutina rugosa
Lineage: Eukaryota; Fungi; Ascomycota; Pichiomycetes; Serinales; Debaryomycetaceae
Exons: 1
Coding region: 1-1362 (453 amino acids)
Source: RefSeq, a predicted model, not a curated record
AUGCUGGCCCGAACACGAGGGUUCUCGAGGUUCUUCCGCCGCCGUGAAGACGACUUCACUCGCUCCUACGACGAGUACCUUGCCCAGUUAGACCGACGGGAUGAGGAAGCACGGAGAAAACAGAGUGCUGCUGCUAGCGCUCAAGAAGCCGCUACUGUGCCUCGCCUGGUCCCCAAAACUAUCACAGAGGAGCUACCCAAGGACCCGCCAACAGAACUCCAACAGCCAGUGCUGGUAGCGCGUAAACAGCCAUCACUGACAGGAGAGCUGCCACUGCUGAUAUACGAUGACCAUCAUACCGAGAUCAGCCAGCUCGAAAUCAUGAUUGACGAAGCCAAAGCUGAUGCCGAAUCGCUCCCCAGCCGCCAACACACCACCACCCCUGACCUCGCCAGCGUCGACCCGGAACAAUUCCUCUCCGAAACCAGUGCCUACCUCCACGACUCUCUUCAGAUAUCGCCCAUGGCAUCAGUGGAGCCCUCUAGCCCUAUAGAACUGGUGCACCUGCGCCAGCCGAGCCCGCUGCCUCUGCUCCGAUUACUGGGGCCACCGUCUCCCAUAUCGCCUACAAAGCCGACAUCCAAGGACCUUCUGACUCGUCGCCUUACUCCGUUAGCCCCGUCAAACAAACAUAACUCUGCGCUGGGCAGCCACAAAACUCCAGGGGCUGAGUCCACUACUCCAGCGUUGGACGAUGUCUACACUCCCCACACUAGCGGCAGCGGCAGCGGCAGUGACACCCCGGCACUGGACGUGAGUCCCGUGUUCUCCAUCCAGCACGAUAACCGGCUGCUGCUGCUGCUGCGACUGCUGGGGGGAGGCCUUGCCCUCCCACCCCCAAAGCAGCCGGUGCUUCAACCUAAACCGCUGCGUUUAUUUGAUGCCAUCUAUAACCGGCCCAUUGCCGAGCCCAAAACCAAAUGGCUUGAGCAAUCGACAGCGGAGACCCUUACGUCUGCCAAAACGGAGACUACUAUCACCUCAGAACCAAAGACAAUUCAGUCUCGCCCCCACCAUAGCCCACCGCUGAUCAAACUGCUGCCGAAAAAGGUCCAACGGCGUAAGCCUCCCGCAGACACCACCACCACCACCACCAUCACAAAAACUGCGAAGAAGCCGUUGACGCCUCGCCAGCAGCAGAAGAUAGACGCCCAGCGCGAAGCUCUUUACGCCAUCUCCCUGAAGAAGCACACCGCCCGCGUGGCACCCAUGUCCCGGCUUAAGAUCCAAUUGCCGCCGAAGAAGAAGCAGCCAGCGGUGCGCCAGUGGCUGUUUGAGCUCUGCACCAUCAACGCCGACGACGACAACCACCUGAUGAGUUACGAAAAUUUCAUGAAGUUGCUGCAUAAGUACAGCCAUUAA